Messenger RNA from Cynoglossus semilaevis (tongue sole), 1520 nucleotides. RefSeq names its product SH3 domain binding glutamate-rich protein like 2 (gene sh3bgrl2). Gene Ontology annotation, cellular component: cytoplasm. NCBI's taxonomy places the organism in Eukaryota, Metazoa, Chordata, Actinopteri, Pleuronectiformes, Cynoglossidae. The record is from RefSeq and is a predicted model, not a curated record. The coding region runs from base 186 to 575 and encodes 129 amino acids. The transcript is spliced from 4 exons.
CACUGGUCAGCAGCUACAGCAGCAGUUGCUUCUACUUCAUCACCACCAUCAUCAUCAUAAUUACGACCAUGGCUUAGGUUAAAUACUGUAGACGCACGUCUUUUCACGUCAAGUAGUAGUCGAAUAAUCGCUGCAACCGAACGCUUUGAUCGCUUGAUGUCGUGACAUUUACCUUUAAAAUCAAAAUGGUUAUCAGGGUUUACAUCGCCUCAUCUACUCCAUCUGUCGCGGUAAAAAAACACCAGCAGGAUGUGGUGGGUUUCCUGGAGGCAAACCAAAUUAGCUUCCAGGAAGUUGACAUCACCAUGCUGGAGGAGCAGAGGCUCUGGAUGAACCAGAACAUUCCACAGGAGAGGAGACCAAAGAGGGGUAACCCUCUGCCUCCACAGAUCUUCAAUGAGAAUCACUACUGUGGGGCCUACGAAGACUUCUUUCAAGCAAAGGAGGACAACUCUGUUUUAGCAUUCCUGGGACUCGGCUCCCAGUCUUCAGGGAAAAGUGAGUGUCAAGAUACGUGGGUCAAGGAAACAGAGCUGAGUUCGCACCACACGGUCGAUCAACUUCUCCAAAACUAGCUGCAACAUAACUCCAGGAUGCUGAAUCAGCAGCACUGACCCAGGGACACAGAUCAAACUCCCUGAUGGUGAGUGACAUCCAGGCUAUGACAUCACAUGAGGACACAAACAACAUCACUUCCUGUGACAUCUGUUGUUUUCUUAUGACUGUUUGUGCCAAACCCUAACAUGACUAUAUACUGUGGACUGUAGCACAGAAACAUUAUUUCUCUCUAAAUAAACAUAUUGGUGUGAGUUGUUUCUUUUUUCCUGUGUAUUUUCAGUGACUAGCGUUCUGUUGUAGCCACACUGCAGCAGCAGCGCUCACUGGAAUACACUCCGACUUGUGUGUACACACACAGCCGGUUGUGUUUGUGUCAGCUUUCAUCAGCACCUGUUAAUAAGGCCUGAGCUCAGAGGCGGCACUUAAUGGGAUCUGAACAACCUGAGGUGGCGCUUUUAUUAUUGUACCUGUGCGUGUCUGUGCAUGAGUGUGUGUUCAUGAUGGCUUCAGGGAAAUACAGUGCUCUUCUAGAUUCAAUCACACUCACUCAGACUCACUUUGAAAGCUGGACCCGUUUAGUUUGAAACAAUAUACUCGCAGGAAUUAAAAAUAGGCACCUAUUAAAUCUGCUUAAUCUUAAAUCGGCUGCCACCUAGUGGGAGAAUGCUAUACCGUUUAAUUGUUGAAUGAAGACAGAUUAUUUGCAGUAAACAACAUUUUUUAGACUAAUAGACAAAUAGACACACAUUGUUAGAGGUCAUUUCGUGCCACUUGGAUACUGAUAUAUUCUUUUACUUCAUGUCUUUCCAAAUACCCCAGUAUUAAUGCAACCAACAUUCCUGUUUGUGUAUCAUUUACUGUCAGAUUUCUCUGUAACAAAGCAUUUGAAGUGAUCAUUGAUGCUGUCUGUGGGUGGAGGCUUUUUCACAACAAAGACAAUUAAAACACUACCUUUUCCUUGA